Molecule: messenger RNA, 5170 nt
Organism: Haplochromis burtoni (Burton's mouthbrooder)
Lineage: Eukaryota; Metazoa; Chordata; Actinopteri; Cichliformes; Cichlidae
Gene: lyl1
Product: LYL1 basic helix-loop-helix family member
Exons: 3
Coding region: 1808-3214 (468 amino acids)
Biological process (GO): regulation of transcription by RNA polymerase II
Molecular function (GO): protein dimerization activity; RNA polymerase II cis-regulatory region sequence-specific DNA binding; DNA-binding transcription factor activity, RNA polymerase II-specific
Source: RefSeq, a predicted model, not a curated record
UCUUACUUGUUGUUCAAAUUGUACGCAAAUAGUUUGCAGGAAGUAAUGCUUAUUUAAAUACUAGUAAUAAUAGCACAAUACACAUACAUGAUGUCCAAUACAUCAUGUAUCUAUUCAUUAAAAAAUAUUAAUAAUGUAUUAUAUUUCUAUUAUUGACAAUAUAUUCUAGUUAACUGUUUGAAAACAUAGGAUUUCUGAUUUCUGUCCUAAUUUAAAUUAUAACAUUUUACCCCCAGUUAUCUAUUUAUUUAUGUAAAAAUAUAAUACACUCUGUUUGGCUACUCGAGCAAUAUAGGAAAAUAACAAGUGGCCUUACCAGAAAGAAAGAUAUUGAACAAAAAUUUAAAAAAAACUUUAAGAGUUAAUAACAUUUUUGUCACAAUUGUAAAUUGAACCAAAAAAAACGAGGGGACUUCUGAAAGCAUUGCUUUGUGUCUUUCACUACAAAAACGAAUCCUCUUUAAAAUGUGUGCUUCAAAAGUAAACAUGCUGGGCCUUACAUUUAAAAAUCAAUACAAUGGUUGACAAACUGCUGGGGAUAUGCUGCAAAAAAUAUAUAUUUAUAAAGAAUUAGCUGCAAAUGUCAUUCCUACACAUCACUGCGAAAGACGGAACUGUCCAAAAUAAAGUCAUGACCACCAGAAAAGAAAACAGGAACAAUUGCGAUUGCAAAACCUGAAAAAUCAUGAGCUGUAAGCUUUGCAAGACAGACUAACGAGCAGCAAUUUGUAAAGUACAAGAAUGAAUUUACUCCAUAUGUCAACAUUUUAAAAUUGCAUCAAACUUCUAAAUUUACAAUUGAAAUAAAUUUCUGAUGAACUGAAUCCAGAUUUUAAGCCAUGCAUCAGCUUAUCAGAAACUGUUGCACUGCACGUGUGCAAACUGACCUUUAAGCACAUUUUCAUAUCUUAUAGUCUUUGCUAAACAUACAUCAAAUAUAUAUCCUGAGUCCAUUUUUCCCUUUGUUUUGUUCAACAGACUCUUUGAUAUCAAUCCAAUCGUCAGCGUUCUGGGACUUUUGGGGUCCGUAAAAGGAUUUUGACUCAUAUCCUCAAAAUACAUGUGGACAGACAGAUAGACGGAUAGACUUAUUAAGAGAAGCCACUAGAGACUCGUUCAAAACCAAAAAAGAAUUUGCUACUCGGGAUGUACAGUAAAAAAAAAAAAAACAACACAAAAAAACCAGACUUCCCCAUCACAUCAAACUGCAAGAGCCACCUCCUUUAUAUGCUGGAGCCAGAGACUUAAUCACAGCAUUAGCCCCUUAUUUAAGUUAGCAAAUUCUAUCCAACUACGUUUAAUUUAAAUUGAACAUGGAAAUUAAUUAAUUUGCUUUACUGGAACAUUGUGCAAUAUUGUGUUACAUUAUAUUACAGUUGUGCAACAGCCAUCAUGAGUAAUAAGGCUGUAUGAAAACCUCCUAAGCGUGUAACAGCAGGUGUCACUGUGAAGAUUCAUGAAAUAAUUAAUAAUAUUGUAAAAUCUAAAUAAAACUGAACUGAUGUUAAAAGACUUGUAUGCUGAGAAAUAAGGACAAUUCAUGCAUGUAUGUAGAAAUGCUAAAAUAUUGAAAAAUCUGUAGAAAAGUAGAACAAAGGAAAAGUAAAUAAAGGGUUAAAAGACUCCAGGCCAGGAGAAAUUUUUAAGGCCCUGUAGGACUAGCUGCGUGUGCCGGAAUAUAAAUACAUUAGUGACUCUCGUGUAAAACACCACAGGGACGAGACACAGACUUGCAGCACGCACGCUGGGCAGCUGAGAAGAGCGACACCUUGACAGUGACGGAGUUUCCUUCAGAGACUUCACCACCAUGAUGGAGAAGCUGAACUCCACUGGCCCGCCUGCCUCACCCCACGACAUACCUCGCCCCUCCUCCUCUUCUUCAUCCUCUGCCUCCUCACCAUCGUGUGCAUCCAUGGAGCAUAGCAGCCCUCUCUACAGCCAGCAGUCAGCAUCCUUGGAUGCUAUCGGCAGCCCACAACCCACUAACAAGACAGGGCACAAGGGACACACGGAUGUCCCUACUCCUGGCUCGACACAAGCCCUCAUCACCCCAAACACAGUGUUAACCAAUCACCAAGCAGAUACAACUGCUGCACCUGAGCCCAUUGCCAUGGAAACGGAGGAAGAAGAGGACGAGGAAAAACUAGGGGGGCCAAAGAGCACCACUGCUCCUGCUGCUUCAGCCAACGGGUCCCCAACUCUUUCCUCGCCACCUCCACUCCUCCCGGCACCAGCAAAGACUUCCCCGUUCCCUCUUCCCCCUCCAACCUCCACAGCUGCCUUCCCUUCAUCCUCAUCAUCCUCUCCUCUUCCUCCUCACAUUCCAGUUAUCAGCCUUGGCCACAGCAAGCCCCCACUGCCACUCCCAAAUACCCCUUUGACUGCCCUCCACCCAAUUCCCAAUCUCCUACAUGGGCCACAUGGAGACAUUCGCCGCGGCCAUUUGAACUGUUUACCUGUGGUCAGCCCCGGAGCUUCUGGAUCUACUGGAGGUCCCGUAGGUCCCACAGCUGCUUCUUCAGGGCCCCUGUUGCCUCAUCAGUACCUGCCUGGUCACCCCUUCUUUACUAGUUCGUACCUGGGUUCUUCAGGAGGAAGCUAUGGUGUCAUCAGCAACAACCGCAUCAAGAGGAGACCCUCCUCGCACUUUGAGAUGGAGAUGAAUGAAUGCCCUCCCCAAAAACUCGCCCGCCGCGUCUUCACCAACAGCCGUGAACGCUGGCGACAGCAGAACGUCAACGGGGCUUUCUCGGAGCUGAGGAAACUCAUUCCCACGCACCCACCUGACAAGAAACUCAGCAAGAACGAAAUCCUCCGCCUGGCCGUGAAGUACAUCAACUUCCUGGUCACACUGCUCAAUGACCAGGAUCAAGACAAGAGCAGGGACUCGGCUGAGGAUGAUGUGGAGGAUGAGAGCAUGGCUCCUGGUUUGGCAGGCAAAAAACUGAACCCUCGUUUUCAGUGCGACACUCCGCCACCAUCCCACUCUGCCCUGCCUGCGUCAGCCCGUCCCGCUUUGGCGUUAGCCCACAGAGACAGAGACUCAACUGACUCAAUCAGUGCCCUGGUUAAUUCCCCAGCAACGUCCAGUUGCUAUGGAGACACAGACAGUGAAGAAAGCUUUGGUGCUAAGACCUCUGUGGUGACCCAAGGCAUUCUGGGAAAGGUCAAGAGUCAGAUAGGGAUGGUGGCAGCAUCGAAUGAUGAGCGGUGACACCAAAAGGCAGUAAACACUGGGAGUUUAAAUGCCAGGCAGAGACGGAGAUGUCAAAAGUGUUUGAUCAAUUGCAGAAAGGUGUGAAUAAGUUUUAAAAAAAAAGAGGGAUUUUUUAAAAUGAAUUUUGCAGGUUUGAGAGCUUCUUUGUCUUUUCUGGCAAUGUUGAUUGUGAAGCUGUCAUUUAGUGAAACACCAAACUGUGCUUUGAGGAAGGCUGAGACAUGAAACUUAACAGAACACUCAAACCAGCUUCAUAUCCAAAUAUGGUAACAAUGAUCCUUUAAUAAACAUUAUACAACUAAAACAGUAGAAGAAGAAAGACACGAACAGGGCCCUGAUUACACGUGCUUAUAAAGGUAAUCCGGGGAAUUUAAAAUCUUCUUAGCAAAUGGAUAAAAAUGGAAGAUCUGUCAGAAAAAAGCAUGAAAAUCAAAUAUUUUGUCAGUCUCUGAAGUUUACAUGUAAAUAAUCAGCCUUGCCUCAGUGCAGUUAUGGUAACUUAAGAGUGCCUGCAGAGAAAUGCAUUGCAUGCAGUGGUGAUUUGACUAUGCCGUUUCUUAAUGUCCUCGCUGCUCUAAUUGUCUGAAAAGCAGGGCCGAUGGUUCCGCCCUGACAUUGUGACACACUUGUAAGAGACAGAAAUAAAGUGUGUUUUAGUUUGCUGUUCCUUAUUUGACAUCCUCUUACUGCGCUCCAAAGACUGCUCUAUGUCAGCACGAUUUCUCAACACAUUCAAAUGUUUUGCCGCUCUCGGUUUAGCAUACUUGUGUAUGCUCAAACUGACCAGUAAGUAGCAUAAAAUGAACACAAUGACCAAACUGCUAGAUUAUGAGAUUAAAAUGGUUUAUGGUGAUUGGAAGUUCGCUUCUUUUAACUUUAUUUUGAAAAAUCUGCACGUAAGUCAUGUGUCCUUCUGUUUGUCCAUAACAAAGCUGUCAGCGCGAGUAGCCAAAGCACAACUCCAUGCUGUUUACGUGUGCUGUUCACCAGAAUGACAGAUGACUGACAAUAGUGUUUCAGCAUGGAAGCCAUAAACAACACAAGUAAAAAAAUAAAACUAGUGAGUGACGUGACACCGAGAACAUGGAUCUACAAUUGCCCUGCCAUUCCUGUAGCAAGUCCAGCAAACCGAAAAACAAAUGUUUUCCACAAGGCAAUGAGGUUUUCCCAAGAAGCAGACUUUAAAGCGUUUUUAUACUGGUGGAGGAUUUACAGAUGAAUGCCCAGUCUGACAAUAUAAUACAACAUUAUAGGCACAAUUUGUGAUCACAAGCAAAUUUGUGGUGAAUUAAAAUGAAGACAGUGUGUGCAUGUAUGUGCGUUAAAUGUUGAAGAACAAGGGGAAAAAACUGUGAAGGCAACAAUUUUUUCGUGUGUGGUUGCGUUUGCGGAAAGUCAGGGUGGAUGUGGGAUGCGGUUGAAGAUGGGGUUCAGAAUGGUGGAGGAAAGUGAAAAGUGUUCGGGAGGGAGGGGGCUUGCAGCUGUUGCCGUGGUGCGGGUGUCUGUCUAUCAAUUGGCCAGGAAACGCUUACAGUUAGUGCUGUCUCAUUUACGGCCAACGAGUUUCCUGGAGGUUGGGUGGUGGCGGUGUGACUGUACCAUGUUUGAUGGGUGUUUGGAUGUGUGGGGUAGCAACCGCUGCAUAGAAGAAGGGAAGAUAGGAGGAGGAAAAGAAAGAGAAAACAGCCACCAGGGUGCCCUGGGAAGCCCUGUACACUUGGUUUCAGGAUCAUACAACAGGAAGAACUGCUUUCACAACAUUGCUGUGACUGCAUCUGCCCACUCGGCUGUGCUAAGCUGGGCCUUCUCCUCCCUGCUUCACUCUGAAACCUCAGAGAGGAUUACAGAGUGAAGCAGGGGUCAUGCAAAUUAAAGAUAGUGUGUCACUUUGCAGUUGUACAAAUUGAAUUAUUCAAAGAUUUUUUGGAUAACACACUAGAUUUAUUUGAGUUG